Myotis brandtii (Brandt's bat) is the source of this 3608-nucleotide messenger RNA. It is a transcript of the gene LARGE1, whose product is annotated as like-glycosyltransferase. Lineage: Eukaryota; Metazoa; Chordata; Mammalia; Chiroptera; Vespertilionidae. Gene Ontology annotation, biological process: protein O-linked glycosylation via mannose. The transcript is spliced from 14 exons. Gene Ontology annotation, molecular function: xylosyltransferase activity; glucuronosyltransferase activity. The record is from RefSeq and is a predicted model, not a curated record. Bases 115 to 2286 code for a protein of 723 amino acids.
UCUCUCUCUGCCUGGCAGCGGGCACGGCCAAGGGAGUAUUAUGAGGGAGGCCGAGGACUCCACGCUCCGGGCAGAGAAACGGCUCUGGGAUUAGGGAUUGCCAUUUUCGAGAGGAUGCUGGGAAUCUGCAGGGGGAGACGGAAAUUCCUGGCUGCCUCGUUGACUCUUCUCUGCAUCCCAGCCAUCACCUGGCUUUACCUGUUUGCCGGGAGCUUCGAAGAUGGGAAGCCCGUGUCGCUGUCUCCGCUGGAGUCCCAGCCGCACAGUCCCCGGUACUCGGCCCCUGGCCAGCGGGAGCGGGAGAGCCUGGAAGUGCGGGUGCGUGAGGUGGAGGAGGAGAACCGAGCCCUCCGCAGGCAGCUCAGCCUGGCCCAGGGCAGGGCCCCAGCCCAUCGCCGUGGCAACCACUCCAAGACCUACUCCAUGGAAGAGGGUACUGGGGACAGCGAGAACCUUCGAGCUGGCAUCGUGGCGGGCAACAGCUCCGAGUGUGGGCAGCAGCCAGUCGUGGAGAAGUGUGAGACGAUCCACGUUGCUAUUGUCUGCGCAGGAUACAACGCCAGCCGGGAUGUCGUCACCUUGGUCAAGUCUGUCCUGUUUCACAGGCGGAACCCUCUGCACUUCCACCUCAUCGCCGACUCCAUCGCCGAGCAGAUUCUGGCCACGCUCUUCCAGACCUGGAUGGUGCCCGCCGUGCGCGUGGACUUCUACAACGCGGAUGAGCUCAAGUCUGAGGUUUCCUGGAUCCCCAACAAACAUUACUCGGGGAUUUACGGCCUGAUGAAGCUGGUCCUGACCAAGACUCUCCCCGCCAACCUGGAGAGGGUCAUCGUCCUUGACACAGACAUCACCUUCGCCACAGACAUCGCAGAGCUGUGGGCCGUGUUCCACAAGUUCAAAGGCCAGCAGGUCCUGGGCUUGGUGGAGAACCAGAGCGACUGGUACCUGGGGAACCUGUGGAAGAAUCACCGCCCUUGGCCCGCCCUUGGAAGGGGCUACAAUACAGGUAGUUAUCCCCAGGACAUUUUCAACGCCGUCAUCAAACAGAACCCCUUCCUCGUGUAUCAGCUCCCCUGCUUCUGGAACGUGCAGCUGUCGGACCACACCCGCUCCGAGCAGUGCUACCGAGACGUGUCUGAUCUGAAGGUCAUCCACUGGAACUCCCCCAAGAAGCUCCGGGUGAAGAACAAGCACGUGGAGUUCUUCCGCAACCUCUACCUGACCUUCCUGGAGUACGACGGCAACCUCCUGAGGCGGGAGCUGUUCGGCUGCCCCAGCGAAGCCGAUGUCAACAGUGAGAACCUCCAGAAGCAGCUCUCGGAGCUGGAUGAGGACGACCUGUGUUACGAGUUCCGGCGAGAGCGCUUCACCGUCCACCGGACCCACCUGUACUUCCUGCACUACGAGUAUGAGCCCGCCGCGGACAACACGGACGUCACCCUGGUCGCGCAGCUCUCCAUGGACAGGCUCCAGAUGCUGGAGGCCAUCUGCAAGCACUGGGAGGGGCCCAUCAGCCUGGCCCUCUACCUGUCGGACGCCGAGGCCCAGCAGUUCCUCCGCUACGCGCAGGGCUCCGAGGUGCUCAUGAGCCGCCACAACGUGGCCUACCACAUCGUGUACAAGGAGGGCCAGUUCUACCCCGUGAACCUGCUGCGCAACGUGGCCAUGAAGCACGUGGGCACUCCCUACAUGUUCCUGUCCGACAUCGACUUCCUGCCCAUGUACGGGCUCUAUGAGUACCUCAGGAAGUCUGUCAUCCAGCUGGACCUGGCCAAUUCCAAGAAGGCGAUGAUUGUCCCCGCGUUCGAGACGCUGCGCUACCGGCUCUCCUUCCCCAAGUCCAAGGCGGAGCUGCUGUCGAUGCUGGACAUGGGGACUCUCUUCACCUUCAGGUACCACGUCUGGACAAAAGGCCACGCGCCCACGAACUUCGCCAAGUGGCGGACCGCCACCACGCCUUACCGGGUCGAGUGGGAGGCCGAUUUCGAGCCGUACGUGGUCGUGAGACGGGACUGCCCCGAGUACGACCGGAGGUUUGUGGGCUUUGGCUGGAACAAGGUGGCUCACAUCAUGGAACUGGACGCACAGGAAUACGAAUUCACCGUGCUUCCCAACGCCUACAUGAUCCACAUGCCUCACGCCCCCAGCUUCGACAUCACCAAGUUCCGGUCCAACAAGCAAUACCGCGUCUGUCUCAAAACCCUGAAGGAAGAGUUCCAGCAGGACAUGUCCCGCCGCUAUGGCUUUGCCGCCCUCAAAUAUCUCACGGCCGAGAACAACAGCUAGCACCACGAAGCCACCGCCAGGGAGAGACAGACAUUCUGCCGGGGGGAGAGCCACUUGCUGUGUGGGGCCCAGCCUUGGAACUCACAAUGAAGCAAUGCUUUUUUUGGUUUGUUUUUAUUUGUCUCUUUGGCCCAACAAGGCUGCCUACACCACAGAGAUCUGGGACAAGGAUCCGUCCAGGCCCACUCUGCCCCACAACCCAGCAUUCCCAGAAGGUGGGAAAACGAGCUCGUCCCCAGGGUCUCUUCCAGAAUGGGACACGCAGGGCUGAGAGGGAGCCAUGGGGUUAUCCUACCACAAAGCCACACAACCAAGCAGGUCUGUGGAAUGUUCUCGUUACUGUUUAAGAAAAAGGAAGUGAGGGUGCUGGGCGUCAGCCAUCCCAGGAAAUAAAGGCAAAAGGGUCUUUUCAUGCGUCAAACUUUCGUCUUUGCCCUGCCAUCUAGCUGAGUAGCCAAGAUGAGGGCAAGCCAAUGAUUGGAACCAACCAUCUAAAAACAAAGAAAUAAAUACCCCGAUGGGGACACUGUGCGUGGCGGGACCUGGAGGCGGGGGUGUUUGGUUCUUUGUCCUCAACGUCACUCUUGUUUUGAUUUGUUUUUGUUGGGGGUGGGGGAGUGAGGCGGAUUUUGUUGGUUUGUUUUGGUAUGGGGAUCCAGGAUAGGAAAUGACCUUUUAAGGCUCUGACGGAAAAAUCAGCUGCCUCAACCCACACCCUCUAUCCACAGUGGCCCAGCAGGGAGGAGGCGAAUUCAGCCAGGGGUUGAACAUGGGCAGCCUUCUCCAGGGUCAUCAACCGAGGCCCCCGUGACCUUGACCUCCCCAGAAUCCCGGGGCUAAGGUGGACAUAGGAAAACCAACUGUUUUACAAGCGGUCACAUUUUCUAUGGGCAACGACUGAUUCCUGGGGGAAGGGCUUCGAAGGGACUGGUUCGGUGCACGUGAAAGGUGCGAGCCUCUCAGGCCUGUGGAAGGACUUCCGUAAUCCGUGCGAGCUGGUGCUGAAGAUGCAUGUGCCCAUUCGGGGAUGUUGGAGACGAGCACAUGGGCUCCUCUGUGUUCGUUCCCGCCUCACUGCGGUGGGGACGAGGUCACGACCUCAGGCUCCCGUGGGACCUGCCCAGAGGGUAGGCAGGCACCUUCACUGUUACACAGAUUGAGGAGACACUGGACUUUUUACCCAUUUUCUUGAAUCUUCAAUAUUAAUGUUGUGUUUACAAUGAUGAGAAUGAGAGUCAAUGCCCUCCCCUGCGGGGCGGUUUGUAUUGAGUUGCGAUGUGCCCAGCGAACGCUGCAUUCAAUAAACGGAAGUAUGGACUGUU